AAUUUCGAAUCUUCUUCACCGUGUUCGUCAUCGUCACCACUGAGACUCUCUGUAGAGAAAAACCCUAGACAUUUUCCGGUGAGAAAUGAGUAUCACUCGUAGCGCGAUCAGAUCGAGUUUGUGUCUCCGGAAAUUGGAUCCGGAAAUCAGUCGUAGCUCGCUUCCGUUUCUUCAAGAGUGGAGGAAAUGCCUAUCUACCGCCACGGAGCAGCCUCCUCCUGCCUCUCCGUUACCACCGCCUCCGGGAGGUUCUCCGGGAGAAGGGAGGUUUUAUGGGAAGUUUUCAGGCUUUUCAAAACAUGCUCUGAAGACAGACAUAAUGAACGUACUCGAGGGCUGCAGUCUGACAUCAGAUGAUCUCAAAUUCAACUAUCCGCGUGGCGGAAACUUAACUCCUGCGGCAGUCUUUGUGCAGUUCCCAUCCCUUUCCGCAUAUGAUAAAGCACUGCGGAAUAUCGCAAAGAAAGGAAAGCUAUAUAGAUUAGAAAAGGCUGCUCGUGCUCAGUGGGAUCCCAUUGUUCCUUAUGAGGGGAAAGUGGUUGCACUACAUGGGAUUCCGGUGAAUGCUAUAACAGAUGACAUAGAUAGGUUCUUAUCUGGCUGUCUCUAUUAUCCUGGAUCCAUCCAGUUCCUCACAGUGUGAGUAAUUAUUGGGUUUACUAAUUCUUAUUUUAUUAGUACCCUGUUUUGUACUUUACUCGAUCCGCAUUUGAUUAGCCGUUAGUUGGACCUGCAGUCUUGCAAAGGCAGUGCUCUCCUGUUUGAUUCAUCAGUUGCACUGAUGUUUAAUCAUAUUACUCACUAGAAUAAGCAAAUAGUACAGAUGUAAUAUAAAUAGCUUUCGCCGGGAACUAUAGGAGGAGUGAUAGCACUCACUCCUGACUGUCAUAUUUUUUUUAUUUUCUCGAGUACGACAUGUGAUAUCUUGUCACCUUGUUAGACAUCAUAUCUAGAAAUCUUUGUGUUCUAUGCCUAUAGUCGUGUUGUGCAGCAGUUUCUGGAUUACUGAUAAUAUGAGGACAUGAAACUAUUUUAAUGCCUUCUUUUACCAUGCAGUCAAGGACUUGGAACUUCAAAGAGGGUAGCAUUGGUGCGUUUCACAUCACAAACCCAGGCAAUGAACGCAUACAUUACAAAGAACAGGAACUUCCUUCUCAACCAACGAAUCACAUUGCAAGUUCUGCAGUAAUUUCUUAGUUUCUAUUCCAUUCUCGUGGUGUAUUCCAAUGGUAAGAGAUCCAAAGCACUUUCUUUUGUCUCUACUGUUGGGAUGUUUUAGGUCGAUUUGGUUAUCAAAAAUUUCCAUCUGCAAACUUCACGAUGCUUGAUAAACUGUUGUUGUCUCUCUCUUCCCUGGUUCAGUUCGAAGUUGAUGAAUAACAAAUACAUGUGUCUUAGUAGAAGCAGAAAGUCUCACAUAAGCAGAUGUUAUACUAUGUGAUCUUUUUCUCUUUCUUGUAUUUUGACUAAAGCUGUUAUCAUUGGAUGCCCAUGUGGUGAAGUGAUCCAUCGUGCUUUU
Arabidopsis thaliana (thale cress) is the source of this 1519-nucleotide messenger RNA. Its product is annotated as Ribosomal protein S24e family protein. NCBI's taxonomy places the organism in Eukaryota, Viridiplantae, Streptophyta, Magnoliopsida, Brassicales, Brassicaceae. The record is from RefSeq and is marked reviewed. The coding region runs from base 86 to 643 and encodes 185 amino acids. Gene Ontology annotation, molecular function: nucleic acid binding. The transcript has 5 exons.